GACUCGUCUUCGCGUUUCCCCAGGCGGCGGUGGCGGCGGUGGUGUCUUCUUUUUCUUUUUUUCGUUUUUCUCUCGCUUUGUGCGCUCAAGGCAGAUGAUUGUCGACAGCGGCAUAGACAGCGGUGUGAUAAGAUGCGUGGAAGUAGUGUGGUAGUGUUCCCUUUGUACAACUCCCGGUUUUAAUGUUGCGGUUGAUUUGGUUGAUUAUGUUCCACUGGUUCCACCUGUGAGCGUUCUGACCAACGAAUGAGCGUGCGUGGUUGACGCUGUUGAGAUUUUUGUCUUCCAUUAGCAUCCUACUCGUUUUUAGGCACACCCACAUCUCGCAAAGAAUGGAUGAAGGGAAUUGCUUCGUGCUCCUCUCUCUCAUCGAAGACAACGUCGACCACUUCGAGGGCGUGCAGACUGAGUACGGGCAACGCUUCUCGCAGCAGUUCAGCGAUCUCCACGAUGCGGUCACGCAACUCCGUGGCGACUGCAUCCUGAUCGGCGCAAAAGUUCACCUAUACGACUUCGACGUAGAGACGCCCGGCAACGGGUACCGGACGUCGCUGACCAUCGUGAACAGGUUUCUACCGGUCUGCAUCAAGCUGUGCCGGCAUGUCAUCUCCAGCCGUGCUUCCAUGUUCUUCCGAACAGACUUUUACCACCGAGAGCUGGACGCCCACCUGAGUGUUGUGGCCGGCAUGCAAGUGAGCGCCCAGUUCCUCCUCCGGAUGCUGGACGCCGGCCCUCGCGGCGACCUGUUUGUCAGCGAGAAAGUGAGCAUCCGUGAGCUGCUCGAGGAGUACGGCACGCUCCCGCAGGUCGGCUUCUACGGACGAUUGGCCGGGUUUUACUUCUGCGAGUCAAUGCGUCGCAUCAUCACGGGACUCAAUGUGGUGAUGGCCUCGUUCAGUGACCAGUACCUCCAAUCCGGAGGUGCGCUAGCGCAUGCCGCAGCCUCCCUUAUCAACUGUGGGAAGUAUGCCCUGAACCCCGAGGCCCGUGCCAGCCACAUUGUGGACGUCACCCAGAACGCAUCUCUGGACUUCCUGAAGGCCUUCUGGAGCCUCAACGAGGGGGACCUUCUUCGGAAAGUGCCGCAGUGGCUAUGCCCUUCGCUAGAAGUGGUGGAGGUGUUGAAUGUGCCGGCGGAGCAACAAACUCUCUUGGCCGAGGACGGUGUAACUGUGGUCAACAUUCCCAUUCCCUCGUCUCACAAGCCCAUGUCCCCCGUCCGCUGCAGGCUUCUCUCCUAUCACCAGCGCAAGGGACAGGAAUCUCUGACAGGAAAAAAAUGGCUGUCAAACCCGUUGCCAGCGUCCAAUGGGCUUCUGCUGCACUGCCACGGGGGAGGAUUCGUAUCCCAAACGCCAGACUCUCACGAGAUUUACCUCAGGGACUGGGCAAAGGACUUGGACGUUCCCAUUCUGACAGUGGACUACUCGCUGUCACCCGAAGCCCCGUUUCCUCGUGCCUUGGAAGAGGUCCUCCACGUCUAUGCCUGGGCACUUUGUAACUGCGAAAAACUAGGGUGGACCGGUCGAGACAUCUGCGUGGCAGGCGACAGCGCCGGUGGAAACCUGGUCCUGGCACUCAGCCUCAAGACAAUAGACCUGAAUAUUCGGCGUCCGACAGGGGUGUUUGCUGCCUACACCCCCGUCAUGCUCAACAUGAUGCCCUCUCCCUCGAGAAUACUCUGCGCCGUGGACCCUCUUCUACCUCUGGGGUUCAUGCUUACCUGCCUGCACGCUUACAUUGGCCGCUUGAACGAAGAUGAGAGUCCACUGGUCUCCCCCAGCUUUGGAACCAAGAGCCCUCCCCUCUCUCCGGACAGCGGGGUACUUCUUGUUUCAAGCCCUUCUGCUGAAUCUCAGUGUCCAGAGGGAUUUCAGGACUCACUGGAAACAUCAGUACCCGACAAGAGCCUACAACCAGAAGAGAAGUCGACCACUAUCCAGGCGCCCAGGCCAAAGCAACCUCUGGCCAGGACCAAGAAUGUGCUUCAGUUGGAAGCUUCCGGCGAACUCCCAACUCAGUUCCUGACGCGCUUCACGUCUAGCUGCGACGACGCCAUUGCAGCUUACGCCGACGAAGGUCGGCGAGAGGACUACAUGGUCCUGGAAAUGCCGACGGACCUCUCGUUUGCGCUGCGGCACCGCUGUUGCCAGACAACAUCGCGAUGGCUACAGGCUCUACUGGCUAUAAUCGGUGACAAUCGGUUCUAUCAGAAGCACAUUGUGGCCAACUGGGAGCUGCUCUGCGGACAGAAGGGCAGGAAGAGGCAGGGCUUGACCGUGCCCUGGUUCAGGCGUCCCUCGAGGCUGGACAGGAAGUUCCAGACGAUGAAGAUCUUGUCCAGCAACCCAUUCAUCUCCCCCUACCUGGCCCCUGAGUGGAUGUUGCAGAACAUGCCACCGUGCUACUUCGUGGGGCUGCACCUGGAUCCAACGCUUGAUGACCUGGUGAUGUUCUCCAAGAGAUUGAAGACUGCCGAGCGUUUUGUGCACCUCGAGAUUCUGGACUACCUCCCACAUGCCUUCCUCAACUUCCUGCCAUUCAGCAAGGAAGCCCACGAAGGCUCCAAAGUCUGCAUCAGACUGAUCAAGCAGUCCUUCGGCAUUAGCCCUUAAUCACACGUUUGUGCAUGCCCUGGCCUUUUCAUGUGCCUAGCCAGUUUGUUGCACCUUUGUACAUUUUGGGGGACCAUAACUUAUUGCAAUCUCAAUAGAGACCAUACAGAGCUUUUUUAGGAUGUUAGAGAAUUGUAGUUAAAACUUGUUUUUUGGUUGACAUGAUCAUUAUUUGACAUUUCAACUUUUACUGUACAUCUUACUGAGGCUUCUACAGGACUUACCAUUCUUGGGAAGUAGAAGAAAUGUGAAUUUUUCUGAAGCUGAUUUUAUACUAUUUAUGUCCAAACGCUGUGUUUUUCUCUUUACAUUCAUUUAUUUCUCAGGAACAAUUGUAACACUUUUAUUUCAUUUCAAUUGCCUAAGUGCUAUUCUAUCAGCUUACAAUGUAUCAAAGAAAGUCUUAAAUAUCCUGACAAAGAAGAUUUGUUUCUUCCAGGCCAUUUUCAUAAUCUAGCUUGAAAACACCUGAAUCUUGCCCUCAGACAUAAAGGGAGCGAAGGCAUCUUGUGUUAAGUCCACUUCUUUUGGUGCGUAAAUUGUAUUUGUCCUGAUGACCGGUGGUGUUAUGCAUGUUUUGAUAUAUGUAAAGGUAGUUAGAGUUAUAUUGCUCUUUAUCACAAGCUGUUUACCUGUUUAUGUUUCAAAAGAUAUCAAAGGGACCUUAAAAUGAUUUUGGGAGAUUUAAAAGGUUAAAAGCACACAAGACAAGGACGAAGAAGAAAAGACAGACAGGUGCCAGCAUUUCUUUAGCACCUGUCUUUUUUUUUUUUUUUAAUUCUGGGCAGUGUUUUAGAAAAUAAAUAAAUCAUUCAAAUUUUUA
Molecule: messenger RNA, 3438 nt
Organism: Ixodes scapularis (black-legged tick)
Lineage: Eukaryota; Metazoa; Arthropoda; Arachnida; Ixodida; Ixodidae
Product: hormone-sensitive lipase
Exons: 8
Coding region: 333-2615 (760 amino acids)
Biological process (GO): triglyceride catabolic process; cholesterol metabolic process
Cellular component (GO): cytosol
Molecular function (GO): sterol ester esterase activity; triacylglycerol lipase activity
Source: RefSeq, a predicted model, not a curated record